Molecule: messenger RNA, 2071 nt
Organism: Epinephelus fuscoguttatus (brown-marbled grouper)
Lineage: Eukaryota; Metazoa; Chordata; Actinopteri; Perciformes; Serranidae
Product: eukaryotic initiation factor 4A-I
Exons: 11
Coding region: 87-1301 (404 amino acids)
Biological process (GO): cytoplasmic translational initiation
Cellular component (GO): cytoplasmic stress granule
Molecular function (GO): translation initiation factor activity; RNA helicase activity; ATP binding
Source: RefSeq, a predicted model, not a curated record
GACGGCGAGCUGUUGCAAUGAAAUCCCUCUUUGUGUGUUGUCAACGUAUAUAAGACAUCUCUGCCGCAGUUUCUUUCUUUGGAAUAAUGUCGGCUGAAUAUGAUAAUAGAGACAAUGGCCCAGAGGGCAUGGAGCCAGAUGGGGUCAUCGAGAGCAACUGGAGUCAGAUCACGGACAGUUUUGAUGAGAUGAACCUGCGCGAAGCUCUGCUCAGGGGAAUUUAUGCCUAUGGUUUCGAGAAGCCUUCUGCUAUCCAGCAGAGGGCCAUUAUGCCUUGUAUCAAGGGUUACGAUGUGAUCGCUCAGGCCCAGUCUGGCACUGGGAAGACUGCCACCUUUGCCAUUUCCAUCCUCCAGCAGAUUGAUGUGGAGCUGAAAGGCACUCAGGCUCUGGUCCUGGCUCCCACCAGGGAGCUGGCUCAGCAGAUCCAGAAGGUGGUGCUGGCCCUGGGUGACUACAUGGGAGCCAGUUGCUACGCCUGUAUUGGAGGGACCAACAUCCGCAAUGAAGUCCAGAAGCUGCAGGCUGAAGCCCCUCACAUUGUGGUGGGAACCCCUGGCCGCGUCUUCGACAUGUUAACCCGCAAAAACCUCUCUUCUAAGUACAUCAAAAUGUUUGUGCUGGACGAGGCUGACGAGAUGCUGAGUCGAGGGUUCAAGGACCAGAUCUAUGAGAUCUUCCAGAAACUGGCAAGCAGCACACAGGUUGUCCUACUGUCGGCCACCAUGCCAGCUGACGUGUUGGAGGUCACAAAGAAGUUCAUGCGUGAGCCUGUCAGAAUCCUGGUAAAGAAAGAGGAGCUGACCCUCGAGGGUAUCCGCCAGUUCUACAUCAAUGUGGAGAAAGAGGAGUGGAAGCUGGACACGCUGUGUGACCUGUACGAGACACUGACCAUCACACAAGCGGUCAUCUUCAUCAACACGAGGAGGAAAGUGGAUUGGCUGACUGAGAAGAUGCACGCCAGAGAUUUCACCGUGUCUGCCCUGCACGGUGACAUGGACCAGAAAGAGAGAGACUUGAUCAUGAGGGAGUUCCGCUCUGGCUCCAGUCGAGUCCUCAUCACCACUGACCUGCUGGCCAGAGGUAUUGAUGUCCAGCAGGUGUCCCUAGUCAUCAAUUACGACCUGCCGACCAAUAGAGAAAACUACAUCCACAGGAUUGGUCGAGGUGGUCGUUUCGGCAGGAAGGGAGUAGCCAUCAACAUGAUUACCGACGAUGACAAGCGAACCCUGAGGGACAUUGAGACAUUCUACAACACCACCGUUGAGGAGAUGCCCAUGAAUGUGGCCGAUCUGAUCUAGAAGAACCCACCGCCCAUCUCCACCCCCUCCUCCCCACUUAUUUUAGCAGUCAAAACUUUGUUUCUUAUGCGAUCUGAAUUCUAAGAACUUCCUUUUGCUAAAUUCCACCAUGACUUUACCCUCUACAUUCUAAGGGAAGGAAGAGCACGGCCAUUAUUCCUUCCUAACCUUUGAAAUAGUUUUCUGGCCGUUUUUUUGGAAGGAUGAAUUACUGACCUGCUUCAACUGCUUGCCAUUGUCCGCUACCCCAUAUUGGCACCUAAAUUCUACCUGCAGCUAAUCCCGCUGAUGGUUUACAAACUGAGGACUUUUAACAUCAAACAAGAGUUUGUACCUCGGUCCCACAAGUGCAAAACAUAACCACGUUUCCAAAAGCACACGAACAACAAAGUUGUUUUUAAAAGGACUCUAGCUCUGACUGUUGGCAAAAGCUUAACAUUAAAUUAACGCGGCUCCGUUGAUAAACACGCAUGAUGCUAACAGGAAGAUCAGCAACGCUUUUGUGAAACGCGGCUGUGGUUUGCACCUGCACGGCGUCACCCGGUGCCGCACUGCUCGGUGACUCAACGGUUUAGACUGCAGUCCAGUUUGGACCCAACAAUGAUGUAAAUGAAACGGGACGUGCUGCAUUUGACCAGAUCAGUAUUGAAACAACCUUCAGUGUACUGGAAACAGCCUUUUAACUCACAUCCAUUAUCAUGUUCAGAAGAGGUUUUGGGGCUAGAGUACACAGGGCAUAUUCAAUAAAAAGACCUAUAUAGUAAAAUCCA